GAUUUAGCUAGCAGUCUACCCUACGUUUCAAGCAUAGAAAAAGUUCGUGAAACCUCGGUUUUUCUUCUAAAUCUGCAUCCUUCCUCCUAAUUCUUAUCAUAACAUUUUUUAUUCUUUUCUUUUACUUAGUUCUUAUUACUACAUUCCUAUUUAUUUUUACGGUGCUUGUAUUGUUCCCUAUAACAUAUCACCUAGUAGAACUCACCAACAAGUUUCUAAAACUAGAAUCGUAGUCUGCCUGGUAGAUGCAAUUUAUAUCCGCUAAAAGGUAUUGAAUGAUACAAUAUUGGCUAGUACAUGAGCUGCUUUUGAAGUGAACUGUAUGAGAUACUGCCUGUGAAAUUCUAUUCAGGAAACUAUAAUAUUCAGACAAGUUUGUUUCCUCUUUUUGCUGAUCUAUAUGUAGUAGCUCUUAAUUUAUUUGAAAAAAAAAAAUUGAUUUUCUUUUUUGGUCUUUGUUUAGUCUGAAGUUAUCGUAAAAGGGUCUUGAUAGAAUGGACAAGCGAUCAGAAACGACGACGAACAUAUCAUUUGAUGAAAACAUUUCCAGUAGCUCUUUACACACUGGUGAGAAGGAAUCUCAACGCACUUCGACUCAUGGAUUGUAUACAGCGGAAGAAUUGAGUACAAUAAUUAGGGAAGCAUAUGUUCCUAGAAUAUCUGUAAUAUGUUCUCGUGAUGCGGAUGAAUUUGCUAUAAAUAAAGGAUUUCCACAGGGGUUUUGGGAAUUGCUUUAUCCUUUUGGUGACCGUGUACGUGGAAAAGUGCGACGUCGUGAUAUGCAAGAUGCUAUGCUUACUCUGGACAAAACCAGUUUACAGUUCGUUCCAGUAGACUCUUUAGAGUCGCACCUUAGUGAUGUUCCUGUAGUAUCAAUACGUGAUAUAUUGACUGCCCAAAAUCCAAAACUCGUGCUUCCCGAGGCGCCUUCGAAUUAUACAUUAGGUGUCCAUUACAAAAAUGUGGAACGAUGGGCUUGGACUUUAGCGCACGAGGAAAAUCGUGAGAUGUCAAUUGGUAUGUAUAUUCGACAACUUUUGACGGGUAUGCCGGUAUCAUCUUUUGAAACAUUCUCGCAUCCCGUCGCGCAUCUCGUCGUUGUUACAUCGCAUAACCCAACUCCUUUUGAAUCUCUUCGAGAGAUAAUUAACUCCCUUCCUCAAAUAUCUUUGCCUGCUUUUGUUUCGCAUGAUAUUAUUUAUUUUUUUGUUUAUGUUCACGAUGAAGACCAACAUGACAUUGAAUUAUCAAUGGCUAUUUUUGAUACAAUGCUACAGACAUUUGGGGAAAGAGGCUAUUUUUUGCGACUACAUUCACAGAAAGCUACGUUAGACUAUGAACAUACAAUUCCUUUUCCUUGCUCUUCUUGGUUAUCUGCUGAAGAGCGACUGCAAAUGUUAAAUGGCUUAGAAAAAGCACAACAAUUACUUUUUCAAUCAGAUGCAGAAUCUUUAAAAAGACUAGUAAGUCACAUAGCAUUUAAUGGUGUCAUCCCUCAUUUAGACAGGUGCAUAAGAAUAUGGGAUGACCAGUAUGCAUCUCCAAGACGUGGUUUUACAGGAAGGUUGUUUUUUGCUUCAAAAAAACUGAUAUCAGCACAGAAUAACUCCCAUAAUUCAAAUUUUUUUGCUUCUUCUAAUGUCUAUCGGCCAGACUCUAUAGAAGCCUACCUUCGAAAAUUAGCAGAUUAUUCCUUUAUGCUCCGUGAUUAUGUGCACGCCAACCAAAUCUAUGAAAUUGCAUCAAAGCAAUAUGCUAAUGAUGACGCUUACCUAUAUUCUGCCGCUGCUUCAGAAAUGAUUGUUAUAACAGAACACAUAUUGCACCUUGAUCGCCCUUACAUGAGCCUAACGAACAAAUUGCGCCUUAACGAAUGCAUGCAAUUAGCCAUGGCAAACUAUUUAAACAAACCUUUUAAUUCAUACUAUCACGCUGCUCGCUGCUUUCUUUUGUUAGGUCAAUACCUAAGCAGCUUCCCUAAUCCCAGAGUAGACGAUGCUGCUAAUUGGAACACUGGCUUAUUGUUCUCGAAGCGAUUGGGUCCGGUAGGUAGAGCUAUUGUAUUUCAGCAGACUUAUGAGCUUUAUAGACAAACUGGGCGGAUAAAUUCGGAUUCGCUGGAUUCAAGAGAAAUGAAGCGAGACCGUAAAACAGCAUUUUGGUGUGUAAUGGCAGCAGAUGCUUGGUUACGGUGUCAUAUUUCCUUCCGUGCUAGACCUUUUAUAGAUCAAGCAAAGGACUUCUAUACUCAUGUAGCUUGGCAGGAUUUAAACGAAUGCGUAGCCAAGCUGGGUGAAGUAGAUAUGACUCCUAAAUCUCAAGACAAAUAGUUUUACAUUCACUUACAGGGUGGUAAUCAAAAAUAUAAUAAAAUGUAUAUUAUUAUGAUUUCAUAUUCUUUUUAAUAAAUAUAUAUAUAUAUAUUUGUAUAUGGAAA
This is a messenger RNA of Schizosaccharomyces cryophilus OY26, 2437 nucleotides long. RefSeq names its product TRAPP complex subunit Trs85. The record is from RefSeq and is a predicted model, not a curated record. The transcript has a single exon. Gene Ontology annotation, cellular component: phagophore assembly site; cytoplasmic vesicle; TRAPPIII protein complex. Lineage: Eukaryota; Fungi; Ascomycota; Schizosaccharomycetes; Schizosaccharomycetales; Schizosaccharomycetaceae. Gene Ontology annotation, biological process: protein localization to phagophore assembly site; endoplasmic reticulum to Golgi vesicle-mediated transport. Bases 495 to 2330 code for a protein of 611 amino acids.